AUAUUUAUAUACUUUAUGUGAGGAAAUUUUAUAUCAUUACAUAAAAAUAAAAGAUGGGGUCAUUUUUAUAAUUAUGUUAAAGUUAAGUCCUCAUACGAAAAAAGUAAAAACUAGAAUUCAUUCUCUGCAAUCUUCAUUCUCAUCAGCCUGACUUCAAAAACAGAAAACAAUAUUAUAUCAUAUUUUCUAUCUAAAAUGAGAAGAGACCUACAAUUGAUCUGAUUCAUGGAAGAGUACCGAUAAUUUGCAGCUUCUUGUUCAGCCCUAAUAUCAAAGCAAACAAUCCAAUCAAUCAAUUUAUUUAUAACUUCAAAUUCAGCUGCGAUUCUCGUUUAGAUCUUUGCGCUAGCCUUGCUGUUCAGAGUUAAGCUAGUGAGAGUGGGACAUCCUGCUCGCUUACUUCCUCAAGUAUUGGAUACUGCUUUACAUGCUCAGGUACUAUCUCAUGGAUAGAAGUUGGACCAAUGAUAAAAAUAGAUUUUCUAAGACUUAUAUUGAAGGAGUGGAAUCAUUUCUUGACUUCGCGAAAGAAAAUGUUAAUAGAUCCGAUGAUUUGCUUCGAAGUCCGUGUCGUUGUUGUCUCAAUACAAGAUUCAAAACUUUUGAAGAAGUUAAGCGUCAUCUGCACCUGAAUGGUUUUUCUAAUAGUUAUACUAAAUGGAUAUAUCACGGUGAUAAAGUUAGUACAUUUGGUGAUAGUGAGAGUAACGAAGAUGAUGAUAAUCUUAUUGAUAAUGAGGCAAACGAAUCGAAUGAAGAUAUAUAUGAUAUGCUGUGUGAGCUAGGAGAAAGAGAACCAGAGUGCUUUACGAAGCUUUUUGAAAAUGCAAGCAUUAAAUUGUAUCAUGGUGGUAAGGUAUCAUUGUUGUCGGUUGUGAUUAAAUUGAUGCAUAUCAAGGUAAAGAACAAAUGGAGCAAUAAAAGCUUUGAUAUGUUACUUUUGCUUUUGAAAGAUAUCUUACCUGAAGGUAAUACACUUCCAUCUUCAUUUUAUGGUGCUAAAAAAGUCUUAGAUGAGAUGGAACUAGGUUAUCAGGAAAUUGAAGUGUGUAAACAUGAUUGUGCAUUGUUUUACAAGGAGAACGAAAAUGAAGAAAAGUGUCUUGUGUGUAGUGAACCUAGAUGGAAGUUUACUAAGGGGAAGGGCGGGAAAACUCCUCACAAAAUAUUAAGACACUUCCCAUUAAAAUCACGACUACAGAAACUUUUCUUGUUUAGUAAAACAUCAUCAAAUAUGAGAUGGCAUAAAGAUAAACGCAAAGAUGAAGAAGGUGUUAUGAGACACCCGGCUGAUUCUCGAGCAUGGAAGCACUUUGAUGAGAAAUUUCCUCAAUUUGCUCAAGAUCCUAGGAACGUGAGAUUAGGUUUAGCUGCUGAUGGUUUUACUCCUUGGUCGAACUUAGGCAGUUCAUAUAGCAUGUGGCCAGUAAUACUUAUUGCUUAUAACUUACCAGCCUUUAUGUUCAUGAAAGAAGAAUUUCUUAUGAUGUCAUUGCUUAUUCCUGGUCCGAGUUCUCCGGGAAAGGAUAUUGAUGUUUAUCUUAGACCGUUAAUUGACGAGUUGAAAGAUUUAUGGGACAACGGUAUUCAAACAUAUGACUCUUUUAGUAAAGAGAUUUUUCAAAUGCAUGCUGCACUUAUGUGGACAAUAAGUGAUUUUCCUGGGUAUGGUUCACUUUCCGGAUGGGUAACAAUGGGUAAAAUGGCUUGUCCUUGCUGUGUCAACCAAACUCGAUCAGAGCAAUUAAGAUCGAAAACUGGCUUUGUAGGGCAUCGUUGUUUUUUGCCUAAGAAUCACGCAUGGCGCAAGAAUAGAACAUCUUUUAAUGGUAAGGAAGAACAUAGGUUAAAACCUAAACAUUUGUCUGGUAGUGAUGUGUUGUUUUGGUUAGAUGGUUUGUUGGAUAAAUUUGGUAAGCCGGGGAAACAUCAUCUGAAUCGAAAAAGAAAGAGAAAUGGUAAUCAAGAUAAUCAAGCAAAUUGGGUGAAGAAAAGUAUUUUUUUUGAGUUACCGUAUUGGUGCCACUUAUUAAUUAGACAUGUUCUUGACGUGAUGCAUAUCGAAAAGAAUAUAUGUGAUAAUAUAUUGGGGACACUACUUGACAUCAAUGGCAAAACAAAAGACAAUGAAAAAGCACGCGAAGAUUUGCGUGAUUGGGGAAUCAGAGAAGAGCUGCACAUGAAAGUACGUGGAAUCGACAACAAGCCUGUAAAGCCCAUGGCAUGUUACACAUUAUCUUCUACUGAAAAAGAAAAAUUCUUAGAGUUCCUAAAAUCCGUCAAACUCCCUGAUGGUUAUGCUGCAAAUAUUUCUAGAUGCGUGAAGGAGAAGAAGUUAACCGGUUUAAAAUCACAUGAUUGCCAUAUUCUUCUUCAAAGACUCAUUCCUGCUGGAAUACGUGGCUACUUAAACAGAGAUGUAAGUGAUGCUCUCUGUGAGUUGGGUGAGUUUUUCAGGGAAUUGUGUUCUAAGACAUUGAGAAUAAAAGAUGUAGAAAGAUUGGAGAAAAACAUUCCAUUGAUAUUAUGUAAGUUGGAAAAAAUAUUCCCACCGGCAUUCUUCACUGUUAUGGUACAUUUGGCUGUUCACUUGCCCCGGGAGGCUUUGAUAGCAGGACCUGUACAUCAUCGUUGGAUGUAUCCAAUCGAAAGGAACUUAGGUUCCCUAAAAAGAUUGGUACGUAAUAAAGCGCGUCCUGAAGGUUCAAUAGCAGAAGCAUAUAUUGUCAAAGAAAGUCUGAAUUUUAUAUCGAUGUAUCUCAUGGGAAUUGAAACUAGAUCCAAUCAGCGAACUAGGAAUUAUGAUGGUCCCCCGUGUGGAGAAGUAGAAGAUCUUUCAAUUUUCUCAAUGAGAGCACGCCCAUUUGGUCAUGAUAGAAGUAGAGUUGUUAAGUCUGGACCAUCUAUCUCAGAUCAAGAAUUAGAGAAGGCUCAUCACUUCAUCUUAUGCAAUUGUGAAGAGGUGGAAUCAUAUAUGAAAACCUACAAGGCUGAAAUUCGUGGUGUUGCAUUAAAAAAAGUUGAUGAAUUUGAACUGACUAAUUUAGAAUUGAAACAAUUCUCACAAUGGUUAAAGAAUCAUAUUAAUAGUUUGCGGAGUAAAACAACUUCUGAGGUUACAGAAGGAUUGUGGGCUCUUGCAAAUGGACCUUUUAGGCUUGAUACAAAAUGUUAUACAGGGAGCAAGAAAACAAAACAAGUGGAUAAACAUUUCAUAAGUGUUAAUAUAGGGUCAAGAUGGUACAAGGAAGAUCCUUUUGUGUUACCUAUUAAUGUGAAGCAAGUAUUUUAUGUUAAUGAUACAAAACUGGGGAAGAAUUGGCAGAUAGUGCAAAGAGUGCAACAUAGGCAUUUAUGGGAUCUUCCACGAGUGGAACCUGAAGAUACUAAUGUUAAUUCUUCUCACUUGCAACAUCCAUUGCAGCAGUUUGAAUCGGAUGGAGUUCAAGAAGUUGUUGAAAAUGAAUAUGUAUCAGGAAAACUCGUAAGGGAUGAUUUAGAACCUGUUGAAGUUGAUGAGCUAUUAUUUCACAAGAUUAGGAAUGAUAAUAAAUCACGGAAUGAAGAGGAAGAUGAUAUAGAUGAAGAGGUUGAAUUAGAAUAUUCUGAAAAUUUAACUUUAGGAGUUGGUGAGGUUGACUAUGACUACGUGAGCACCGAUGAAGAUGGAGAAUCUGAACACCUAUCAGAAAGUGAUGCUGAAGAUCUUGAUAUAUAG
Messenger RNA from Salvia miltiorrhiza (redroot sage), 3718 nucleotides. RefSeq lists its product as uncharacterized. Lineage: Eukaryota; Viridiplantae; Streptophyta; Magnoliopsida; Lamiales; Lamiaceae. Bases 428 to 3718 code for a protein of 1096 amino acids. The transcript is spliced from 8 exons. The record is from RefSeq and is a predicted model, not a curated record.